AUGUCGGGCCAAGACGUUGAUGCAAACAAAUUCAUCGAGUGGCGAAGUAAAUACAAAUACUACAUAGAUUCAUAUCUUGCGUUGUAUCAGCUGAAAACGGAAAUAGAAGAAGAAUUAAAGUCAAUUCACAAAAUGAUUAAAACAGAAUUGAUUGAUUCAAAGAAAUUUCUUCCCGCAAAUGUAGUAAAAGACAUUUUAAAUAUCAUUCCAUAUAAUAAUCGCUAUACAAAGUCAUAUUUAUUUCUUGCCAAACUCAUAUCUGAUGAUUACCAUGUUACAGAGGUCAGCAAUGUUGCAAUUGUUCCAAACUUCCUGUUAUAUAAAGAAUAUGGAAUUAAAUUAGACAAAUCUGCCAAUUUUAAAGAAAUUAAGACAGAUAAUCUGGACAUUCAUACAGAAAAUUCAAUAUUCAAAGCAAUCAUGUAUAAUGACAAAGAAAAAUUCAUCUCAUUCACAGAACGAGAAGGAUUGGAUGAAAACCAAAAACUUGUAAGCAAUUUAUAUCCAGAUUCUGAUGAAAGAUAUUCAUUACUUGAAUUAUGCUGUUAUCAUGGAGCAGCUGAUUGUUUCAAGUUCUUAAGGAUGCCCUUACAUUCCAUAAAAAUACUUGAAAUAUAUGAUUAUUAUUGUAGUAAAACUUUGGGGCUCUAG
Trichomonas vaginalis G3 is the source of this 651-nucleotide messenger RNA. Its product is annotated as protein of unknown function (DUF3447). The record is from RefSeq and is a predicted model, not a curated record. Lineage: Eukaryota; Parabasalia; Trichomonadida; Trichomonadidae. The coding region runs from base 1 to 651 and encodes 216 amino acids. The transcript has a single exon.